AUGAUUAAAAGUUUCGAAGACGCCAAUGCCUUCCUUCCUCCGGUUUUUGAACGAAUGGUCACUGCCAACGGACUGUCCACAAGCAACCCCCUCAAUGCAUCUCGGCUGAAAUUGAACCUCACCACGAACCCAAAAAUCAUUCCGUCAUCUGAUUCAAAAGAUCUUCACGCGCACAAAAUAUGCACGGAUCAUAUGAUUGUUGCUCGUUGGACAACUCAAAAUGCUAGUGUGCUGCACUAUUCCACUUCAUGCUUCAAAGGCAUGAAGGUACACCGCGGAUUUGAUGGCAAGCUCCGCCUCUUCAGACCCGAAUAUAACUGCGCACGUAUGCUAGCCUCCGCCAGACGCAUCUGCCUUCCGGAAUUUGAUCCCAGAGAACUAUUGAAACUUAUCAAGAAACUCUGCGAGGAUGUAGUUCGAUCGUGGCCGGAUGGCACCAGAUCUGCCAAGGUGAGCGAUAACUAUGCCCCUUCAUUGCUAGUCCAGGGUGAAGCCAAAAGGCGUGGUUGUGACCAGGUUCUAUGGUUAUUUGGACCGGAGGGAUACGUUACGGAGGCUGGCUCAGCAAAUUUCUUCGCUAUUUGGCGAACGUUCGAAGGAAAGCUACAGCUUGUUACUGCUCCCUGGAGUGAUCAUCUUAUUCUGGCUGGAGUCACAAGACAGAGUAUCUUGGACUUGACGAGGGAAAGACUCAGCGAAUCGGAGGGUUCUAGCUAUGGAUGCGAGCCCCUUGAGGUCAUUGAAAGAAAUUUCACGGUAUCUGAUCUUGUUGAAGCAUCCAAUGGGGGAGGUUUGGUCGGUGCAUUUGUUGUCGGAACUGCAUGUUUCAUGCAGCCAGUCGUUCAUGUCCAAAAUGGUGAUAUUGAGAUAGCAAUUUCCCAAGAGAAAGUCCUACUCGUAUCGAUGAUACGCAAAUGGAUAAAAGACAUCAUGUUCGGUGGCGAGGAGAACACGUGGGCAGAUGAAGUUAUGGAGGAGUAA
Penicillium macrosclerotiorum is the source of this 981-nucleotide messenger RNA. Its product is annotated as Aminotransferase class IV. The transcript is spliced from 2 exons. The coding region runs from base 1 to 981 and encodes 326 amino acids. Gene Ontology annotation, molecular function: branched-chain-amino-acid:2-oxoglutarate transaminase activity. The record is from RefSeq and is a predicted model, not a curated record. Gene Ontology annotation, biological process: L-leucine biosynthetic process; L-valine biosynthetic process. Gene Ontology annotation, cellular component: mitochondrion. Lineage: Eukaryota; Fungi; Ascomycota; Eurotiomycetes; Eurotiales; Aspergillaceae.